AGGUCUGUAUUUUAUCGUUAAUUCGUAUGAUAAAGGAUGCCUCGUUGGACUGAAGCACGUGACUUUUCUCCAAGAAGUGACAGAGUUAUACAGUCUCAGUCUAAGAGAAAGAGGAAGAAAUCGAGUUCUUCUGAAAAUGCUUUUUCUGGUUCAAAUGAUGACAGUAAGUCUCAUGGUAGAAAGAGACCAUAUACACCUCCAUCAGCGAGUGAUGAAGAGUUGCAUAGGUUUAUCCCAAACUCAGAGAGUGACCUGGUGAGAAAUAUAACUGAUCAGAGAAGAAUGAAACCAAGAGAACAGAAAAGAAAUCAUUUGCAUGAUCACAAAAAAGGUUCAGAAAGUGAUGAGGAUCAGCAUCUGCUAUUGCAUCCAGAGGCUGAUAACUCUUUUGAUAUUAGUGAUGAAGUUGUAAAGGAAUCGGCCACCAGAAAAGAAAAGCAACCAGAGAAAAUUAGAAGCAGAGAAGGUAAGGGUGAUGGAGAUAUUUCUAUGGAAAAGAGAGAUAAUCGAAAGAAUAACAGACAUAAAGACAUUGAACAUUCACACAGAAGAAACAGAUAUUCUCCACAAAAUAGAACAACUGGUAGAAGUAGAUUAUAUGAAGAGUCUGACAGAAAAAGGUAUGGUUAUAGAAAUAGAGAAGAAAGAAGACGUGCUAAUGAGCAUUCGGGUAGGAGAUACUGGCAGAGUGACGAUGAUGAUGAAAAUGAUAGACCAAGAGAGGGUGAAAAUCUUGAAAGUAGGGUUGUAGGACAACGUUACUGGGGUGGAGAUACUGAAAAUAAUGCUGAAAAGAAAAAAACAGAUGACAGAAAAAGACUGAGAAUGGAUAAUCAUGAUGAGGUUUCACAGGUAGGAAAGAAAGAUGAGGAUGUUCUGGCUCCCCCCAAAAAUAAAUCAGAACAAAAUUACUUGACGUCAAUGACUGCAGGUGCCUACAUUCCACCAGCAAGGCUGAAAAUGAUGCAAGCACAGAUUACAGAUAAAUCAAGCAUUGAAUAUCAACGAAUUGCUUGGGAAGCUUUAAAGAAAAGUAUAAUUGGUCUGGUCAACAAGGUUAAUGUCUCUAAUAUUGGUAUUAUUGUACGAGAACUUUUUCAAGAAAACAUUGUUCGAGGCCGAGGUCUUUUAGCUCGUUCCGUUAUACAGGCACAAGCAAUAUCACCUACUUUCAGCCAUGUGUAUUCUGCUUUUGUUGCAGUCAUCAAUUCUAAGUUUCCUCAAAUUGGAGAGCUCAUCCUCCGACGUCUUAUAAUCCAGUUUCGUCGUGGUUUUCGAAGAAAUGAUAAACAGCUUAGUCUCUCUUCUUCAAGGUUUCUUGCUCAUCUGAUUAAUCAGGAAGUGGCUCAUGAAGUGGUGGCUUUGGAAAUGUUGACCCUGCUUCUAGAGACACCAACUGAUGACUCGGUGGAGUUAGCUAUCAGUUUCCUCAAAGAGUGUGGGAUGAAGUUGAGUGAAGUCUCUCCACGUGGGAUCAAUGCCGUCUUUGAAAGAUUGCGGAACAUCCUGCACGAAAGUCAGCUAGACAAAAGAGUACAAUAUAUGAUUGAAGUCAUGUUUGCAAUAAGAAAGGAUAAAUUUAAGGAUCAUCCAUCAAGUAUAGAUGAUUUGGACUUAAUUGAAGAAGCUGAUCAGUACACUCACCUUAUUACACUUGAAGAAGCCACUAAUCCUGAAGACUUGUUGAAUGUUUUUAAAUUUGAUCCUGAAUAUGAGGCAAAUGAAGAAAAGUACAAAACAAUAAAAAUGAGUAUCUUAGGAGAAAACGUUAGUGGGUCAGAAGAUAGUGAUUCUGGAAGUGAAUCUGAUGAUGAGGAUGAAGAUGACGAAGAAAAUGAAGAAGAUACAGAAAUUGUGGAUAACACAGAGACAAAUCUUAUAUCACUUCGUCGAACCAUCUAUCUAUCCAUUCAGUCCAGUUUAGACUUUGAAGAAUGUGCUCAUAAGCUACUAAAACUGGAGUUUAAACCAGGGCAAAUAGUGGAGUUGUGUCACAUGAUUCUGGAUUGUUGUGCUCAGCGAAGAACUUAUGAAAAGUUUUAUGGUUUACUAGCACAGCGUUUCUGCCAACUAAAUAAAACUUAUGUGGAACCAAUGGAGGAAAUUUUCAGAGGCACGUACGAUACAAUCCACAGAUUUGAAACCAACAAGCUCAGAAAUGUUGCCAAGUUUUUUGCUCAUUUAUUAUAUACAGAUGCAAUAAAUUGGACGGUACUAUCACAUAUUCGACUGAAUGAAGAGGACACUACAUCAUCAAGUCGAAUCUUUAUCAAGAUCCUUUUUCAGGAACUUGGUGAAUUCAUGGGAUUGCCAAAACUAAAUGAAAGAGUGAAAGAUGCGACUCUACAAGAAGCUUUUGAUGGAGUAUUUCCUAGAGAUAAUCCUAGAAAUACAAGAUUUGCUAUUAAUUUCUUUACUUCGAUUGGAUUAGGAGGCCUGACUGAUGACCUGAGAGAACAUCUGAAAAACAUGCCCAAAACUUCAGUUGUGCCAGCCCCACAAGCUUCAGGUGAAAAGGAAGGAAGCAGUAGUAGUGGUGACACUAAAAGCUUGUCAAGUUCAUCCUCUGACUCUGAGGAAAGCAGUUCAUCAUCAGAAUCUGGUGAAGUGUCAUCAGGAUCAGAAAGUGAUGCAGAAGCUAGCAGCAGUGACAGUUCUUCAGAAUCAGAUUCAGGCAAAAAGAAACAAAAAUCGAAAAAAAAAGAAAAGUUUCAAAAAGGUUCUAACCAAAGAGAAAAUAACAAAGAAAGGGAAAAAUCACCAAAAGAACAGCACAAACAAUCUUAUCUAAGGAAAAAUUUGCAAGACAUGCAACUUGAGAAUCACAGUGGAAAGAACUAUAAUCAACCUAGAGAAUUAGAUGGUGGAAUAUUGAAAGAGAAAUACCGAAGACAGGAAAAAUACAUUAGGAACAGAAGAAGUGAAAGUCCUCAACUUAGAAACUAUCCUGAUGAAGUAAACCCCAAGUCCUGGGAUAAAACAAAUCACAGAAGAGAAGCAAGUAAAAAUCAA
This is a messenger RNA of Limulus polyphemus (Atlantic horseshoe crab), 3012 nucleotides long. RefSeq names its product pre-mRNA-splicing factor CWC22 homolog (gene ncm). Gene Ontology annotation, biological process: mRNA splicing, via spliceosome. Gene Ontology annotation, cellular component: catalytic step 2 spliceosome. Gene Ontology annotation, molecular function: RNA binding; protein binding. The annotation marks the transcript as partial. The record is from RefSeq and is a predicted model, not a curated record. NCBI's taxonomy places the organism in Eukaryota, Metazoa, Arthropoda, Merostomata, Xiphosura, Limulidae. The transcript is spliced from 18 exons.